AUGUCACAUGAUGGUGAAGGUCUUUAUGGGAUUUUGAAUGAACGAAACAUUAAAGAAGUCCAAUUUGGUGUUGAUAAGAGAUUUCCAACCUGGUAUGGUAGUAAUGUGUAUUUUGAUCCCGAGAGUAGAGCUUUAGGAUAUUUGGAGAAAAAUGGAUCGGAUGGAUUGAGUGGAUCAAAUGGGACCAACGGUCAUAAUAAAGGUGAUGUCCAAUUUUGGCUCGAUACACUUUAUGUAUGCGAAUAUUGUUUCAAAUACACUGACAAUGAAGAGGAUCUUGCUGGCCAUGCCAAGCAUUGUAGAUUCCAAAAACAUUCACCUGGAAAAAUAAAAUAUAAAAGUCCGAAUUAUACCAUCAAAAGGGUAAAAGGAACAAAACAUCGUCUAUUUUGUCAGUGCCUAUGUCUUUUUACCAAACUUUUCCUCGACAACAAAUCCAUGUACUUUAAAGUAGAUCACUACGAAUUUUAUAUCGUCUAUGAGACUUCGUCCACUAAACCGAUGGGAUUUUUCUCCAAAGACACGGUUUCUUACUACCAAAAUAAUCUGGCCUGUGUUCUAGUUUUUCCUCCUUAUCAAAGGCGCCAAUUGGGUACAUUUCUCUUAGAUUUUUCUUACAAAAUAUCAAAGUCUGAAGGUUUGAUAUCAGGACCUGAAUUUCCCCUCUCACCAUUUGGAUUAAUUGGAUACGUGAAAUAUUGGUCUUUAAAGAUAUGUUGGGAAUUUUCUGAAGGUGAAUUAGCUAACAUGGAGAAAAUUACCUUAGAGAAUAUAUCUUCAGUAACAGGGUUUCGAAUCAGUGAUAUAAUUACUGCUUUAAAGUAUCUCGGGUGCUUGGGAGAAUCUGAUGAAAUUUAUUUGUCUAUACUUAGAAAAAAGCUGAACAGACAUAGCUGUGAGGCUCUAGUAGAAGAUGAGUAUUUGCUGUUAGACGAUUAA
Messenger RNA from Zygosaccharomyces rouxii, 939 nucleotides. RefSeq names its product histone acetyltransferase (gene SAS2). The transcript has a single exon. Bases 1 to 939 code for a protein of 312 amino acids. NCBI's taxonomy places the organism in Eukaryota, Fungi, Ascomycota, Saccharomycetes, Saccharomycetales, Saccharomycetaceae. Gene Ontology annotation, molecular function: histone acetyltransferase activity. The record is from RefSeq and is a predicted model, not a curated record. Gene Ontology annotation, biological process: regulation of DNA-templated transcription.